UCUAAAUCUUCAAUUUCCUUUUCUUUUUCCUUGGCUUUUUGGGUUAAGUUUGUAAUUUGUAUGGUUGUUUUCUUAGAAAUGGUUCGGAUCCGUAAUGGAUUGUUAGCGUUUGCGCUGUUAGGUUGGGAAAUUUGUUCAUUACUCUCUGUUUUUGCCGUGCGUGUGAAGUGAUUUGUUUUCUAAGUGAUUGGUGUUGAUUUGAGCGAUCUGGAGAAGGAUUUGACGGCAUCAUGGAGUUUGGCUGUGAAAGAAUUAGAUCCAAUAAUGGGUUUUGGUUUGACAGCUUCAAACUAGAUUUAGAAAGGGUGAUUGAAACGAGGUUACUCAGUUUUGCUUGUCGAAUUGGGCUCCUUUUUUAUGCUUUCACCAGAUUCACAUUGUCUCUGGGAUGGGUGCUAGAAAUCCAAUGCCCGUUUUCUUCAAUUCUUUCUGGGCGAUGUUGUCCUGGACGAGUCGCUGGAGGCGGAUUUUAAUUUGGUUGAUUUAAAUUAAUUAUUAUUGGUUGAAGGAUGGAUAAUGAGAUGCUGAAGUCUAGGACAAUGGGGUUCAAGAAAUGAAAUCUAGGGUACUAAAGUGGAUAAUCAAGGAACACAUCUGGCUCGAGAAAGUCCUUUCCUUGCGAUUCCUGGGCUGUGAUUGUGGUAAGGACUUUGUGUGAAAAGGCGAAGGAGAUUUUGAUGGAAGAAAGCAAUGUCCAGCCUGUUAAAAGUCCUGUUACAAUAUGUGGUGAUAUACAUGGUCAGUUCCAUGAUCUUGCUGAACUUUUUCGAAUUGGAGGAAAGUGUCCAGAUACAAAUUAUUUGUUCAUGGGAGAUUAUGUUGACCGUGGCUAUUACUCUGUCGAAACUGUAACGCUUUUGGUAGCUCUCAAGGUGCGGUAUCCUCAACGAAUUACCAUUCUACGAGGAAAUCAUGAAAGUCGUCAGAUUACUCAGGUUUAUGGGUUCUAUGAUGAAUGCCUACGGAAGUAUGGCAAUGCUAAUGUUUGGAAAACCUUUACAGAUUUGUUUGACUAUUUUCCACUGACAGCAUUGGUUGAAUCAGAGAUAUUUUGUCUCCAUGGUGGAUUAUCACCAUCCAUUGAAACACUUGACAAUAUACGUAAUUUUGAUCGUGUUCAAGAAGUUCCCCAUGAGGGUCCCAUGUGUGAUCUUUUGUGGUCCGAUCCUGAUGAUCGAUGUGGCUGGGGGAUCUCACCAAGAGGUGCUGGAUAUACAUUUGGCCAAGACAUUUCUGAACAAUUUAACCAUACAAACAACUUAAAGCUGAUUGCUAGAGCUCACCAGCUGGUCAUGGAAGGAUAUAACUGGGGUCAUGAACAAAAGGUGGUUACUAUAUUUAGUGCACCUAACUAUUGUUAUCGUUGUGGAAACAUGGCUUCCAUUUUGGAAGUUGAUGACUGCAAGGGUCACACAUUCAUUCAGUUUGAGCCUGCUCCAAGAAGGGGAGAGCCAGAUGUGACCCGUAGAACACCUGAUUACUUCCUAUGAUUAAAGUUGGAAGUCAUGAAUCCCCUUGGCUAGUGCCUCCUAGCUGGUAUAUGUAUUGCGAGCUUUGUCAAAUUUAAGAUUAUGAAAUGCUAUGGUGGGCAGGGCAGGCAGAUGAGGCUUCCUUCAUUUGAUUGUUAGCAUUGAUGAUGCUCGAGUUCCACUAGAGGAAGCAGUGGAGCUGGCGAGCCAUUGCUGCGUAUGUACCAUUUCCACAAACAAUGUGGCAUCUUUCGUCCCAUUUCCUUGAUUUUGUUUUUGUUUAUUGUUUUUUCCUUUUUUCUGUAGAAGGGAUGGUUGGUUCGGGGAUAUGUAGAGGGACAAUGAGUUUUUACUUGUAUUGGGUGUUCCUAUUUUUAUUUUUAUUUUUUUCAAUCCGCAAGUUCUAAUCCAGUAUUCUCUAAUAUCAGCUUCGUUUUUUUGUAA
Messenger RNA from Manihot esculenta (cassava), 1913 nucleotides. Its product is annotated as serine/threonine-protein phosphatase PP2A-2 catalytic subunit. The coding region runs from base 678 to 1490 and encodes 270 amino acids. The transcript is spliced from 11 exons. Gene Ontology annotation, molecular function: protein serine/threonine phosphatase activity. The record is from RefSeq and is a predicted model, not a curated record. Gene Ontology annotation, biological process: peptidyl-serine dephosphorylation; mitotic cell cycle. Gene Ontology annotation, cellular component: cytosol. NCBI's taxonomy places the organism in Eukaryota, Viridiplantae, Streptophyta, Magnoliopsida, Malpighiales, Euphorbiaceae.